Aspergillus japonicus CBS 114.51 is the source of this 555-nucleotide messenger RNA. Its product is annotated as ADP-ribosylation factor family protein. Gene Ontology annotation, molecular function: GTPase activity; GTP binding. NCBI's taxonomy places the organism in Eukaryota, Fungi, Ascomycota, Eurotiomycetes, Eurotiales, Aspergillaceae. The transcript is spliced from 5 exons. The record is from RefSeq and is a predicted model, not a curated record. Gene Ontology annotation, biological process: intracellular protein transport; vesicle-mediated transport. Gene Ontology annotation, cellular component: cytoplasm. The coding region runs from base 1 to 555 and encodes 184 amino acids.
AUGGGCGGUUCCGUGUCUAAGAUAAUGGGGAAGAUUUUCGGCACCAAGGAGAUGCGAAUCUUGAUGCUGGGUUUGGAUGCUGCUGGAAAAACCACAAUUCUUUACAAAUUGAAACUUACAAACCAGGAUGUCACCACGAUCCCCACCGUCGGCUUCAACGUCGAGAGCGUAACAUAUAAGAAUGUCAAAUUCAACGUCUGGGAUGUCGGUGGUCAGGACAAGAUCCGUCCUCUGUGGAGACAUUAUUACUCCGGUACACAAGGUCUGAUUUUCGUCGUCGACUCCAGCGACACUGCUCGAAUGGAAGAGGCUCGCUCGGAGCUUCACAAGAUCAUCAAUGAUCGCGAAAUGAAGGAUGCGUUGCUCCUUGUCUUUGCUAACAAGCAGGAUGUCCAGGGCCAUAUGAGCCCUGAAGACGUCACCCAGGCACUGCAACUCAACAAGCUCAAGGACAAGCUGUGGUAUGUUGCGCCCAGUGUCGCAACGGAGGGCACCGGUAUCUUUGAGGGUCUUGCUUGGCUCUCCAACAACGUCAAGACCCAGCCUCAGAAAUAG